GUCCAACAAUUCAAGCAUUUUGCGGGAAGCAACCUCAACAUGGCGCUGGUGUGAAAGCGGCAUAAGAGGAAGCAACUCGAGCUACGAAGUGUUUACAAAACAAACUUGUUGUUACUAAACUACAUUACAGUCUACUACAGUCGUCUCAAUGAGUGCCAUAAAAGGCAGAGGAGCCAAAGUGCGCACAGUAAAACAACAUGAGAGCAAAAAAGGUUCGUCUAAUGAGAACACAGAUUCUCCCAACCUGUCAGCUAUAGACAGAGCUAGCUUCCUGGAGGGACUGCAGCUAAACUAUGGCAACCCUCUUCACAGCACUGCCUUGGAAGAAGAUUUAAACGUCUUAGACGAGGAACAGGUGAACGGAGGAAAGGCUGGGAGAAAGGAAAUUCCUCAGACGUCGAAGGCUGCUGGUAAACAGCGUGGAGCAGAGGAGAAGAGGAAGGAGGAAGAGGAGAAGAAGAAGAGGAGGAGUGCUGUAAGGACGUCUGCAGCGAGGCCGGAGAAGAAUCAGCUGGUGAAGAAAGGCAAGAAGAGAAAGAGCGGGAUGUCAUGUGACCCCGAGCCACAGGAGCAGUCUGACUCUGGUGGCGCUCAGCAGAGACGUAAGAGGGUGCUGUCCUCUGAGGAAGAGGAUGUGGGAGAGGAGAGGAGCUGGUGCCCAAGUACAAAGACGGCCAGGUUUUAUCGUUUCGGCAGAAAGUCUUCAACGAAGAAGUCGAAAGCUAAGAAGUCUUCAUCAGGCAGUGCAUCUCCUGAACCAGAGACGGCCAGCACUGAUAAACAGAGGAAGAGGCAGAGGGGGGGCCAGGGGGGGACACAGUUGGAGGUGGUGCUGGAAGCCUUCCUGGACUUCUGUGACCAGUACAGGGAGUCUUUGGAGUCCAACACUUUGAAACAGUGUGUUGAUUCUUUCUCCUCCAAUGUGGAAAAUCAGCUCUUAGAAAAGAUCUCUGCUUCCAAGGAGCUAAAGGUUUUAAAAAGAGAAAACAUAAAGGUGGCUUCCUCGAUCCGUACAAAGACACAGAGACUGUUGGAAGCCAAAAAUGAGCUGAUGAGGGGGGAGAGGCAGGUGUGUUUGCUGCAAAAGGAGAAAUCUGAACUUAAAGCACGACUAGCUGAUCUGAGACGAGGCCAAGCCUUCCUGCACGACAUCAGAGAGCUCAACACACAAUACCUGGACUACCGACGCAAACACCCCAAAGAAAAAGAGAUGUAUGGUGCCUCCAGCUUGCCAGCUCUGCUAUUGGAGGCCAAGAGUAUUCAGGCAGAAGAACUUCAGCCAAAAGGAAACAAUGAAUAAGAACAAAACUCAGAAAUAAUGCACUAUACCCCACACACAGACAUUUCUUAAACCAGUAAAUGGAAAAGCGACAUCAUUUAUUUUUGUGUUUAUGCGAUUAUUUAGUUUGGCCACUGGUGGAGAUAAAUGUAACGGUGGGAGAAAGAAGGAAGGAAACGUAGAGGAUCCCCAGAUCGAAAUAUAAUCUUGUUCGGUAACCUUACUAACCACAUUAAAAUACCUUGAACCACUUGCAGGAAGUUUUGGUUUUGGUUAUGUGGUUUACUGGUUUUGUGUUCAAAGUCAUGUUUUAAUUCUUCUAAAUCAUCUUUAAAUGUAAAUGUUACAGUACCCUACAUUUAAAGUGUUACUCCAUCCAAAAUAAAAAAACAGGUGUUUCUCCA
This is a messenger RNA of Trematomus bernacchii (emerald rockcod), 1683 nucleotides long. RefSeq names its product centromere protein U (gene cenpu). The record is from RefSeq and is a predicted model, not a curated record. The coding region runs from base 149 to 1300 and encodes 383 amino acids. The transcript is spliced from 13 exons. NCBI's taxonomy places the organism in Eukaryota, Metazoa, Chordata, Actinopteri, Perciformes, Nototheniidae. Gene Ontology annotation, cellular component: nucleus.